CUCGUAUCAAGUCGUCGUCACAUUGUUUCUUCAUUCCCAUUCCAUCUCGUCCCGGCUGCUCUUCGGCGAACAGCGUUGAUGCGAGAUAAGAAAGAUGGCGACGCACUUGCCGCCCGGCGCGUCGAGAUUCAUGGUGUUAUCGCGCCAACGAGGCAUGAAAACUUGAAAGAGAUCAUCAUACGAUCAUGAUUGCUCAGCCGUCAUAAUUCAAGUCUUGCGAAAGACUUGAUGAAUCUGGAGCGGGAAAGGAAAAGGCCUCAACAGACCCAGGGAGAGCAGCAGCGUUGGGUCCAAGAUCUGCCAGAUUAUCCGCUGACUGUAUUGCGUCUACUGAUGGCGUUGGCCUGGUAGACGCAACGAUAACGAUCAUGAUGAUGCAACGACCAAGAAAUACUUGAAUCGAGAGUCUCCUAGUUUCUGUCCAAUCGAUCGCACAUGCUUUACGAGAUUCGUCGAGGCCAUCGAGGGUGGUGAGAUGGUGGGAAAAAAAGGAUGAUGCCAGGAAACAAAUGCUAUGAGUAACCUUGCCUUUCGCUGACGCAGCGCUUGGACUUUCCCACUUACUGGUUACACUUGGGGGCGCCCACCAGGCUCAUCUUUGCCUAGAGACACUGCUCUUGUUUUAAGCCCAUGGCUUGCACCUUGCAGGUCACAAAGGCGCUUAUCCAUGAGGCGACGAUGGUCAAACUUCGCCCAGGCUAAAUACAAUACUCAAAGCGAGCCGAGACCUUCACCAAUCCGCCUCAUCAGCAAGCAGCCAGCCAGCCAGCGUAUUGCGGGUACAGAGCCAAAAAUCGCAACCUGCGGCUUCAGCGAUAGGCGUGAAUAGGCAUCAAGACUUCGCGCCCGAACACCGGAAACAAGGACCCAGCGAGCCGCCGGUUACGGGUGACAUGUUCUCUUCCAUCCUCUCCACCCUCUCUUGCUGGUUCCAGAACCACCGGUGUCGAGACACAUGGUCAAAAAACCACAAUUCUUGACUCAAACGGAUCGACACGCUGGAGAAGGCCCACGAUUGAUUUGAUUGAUCUGGUUUGCCUGAGAUACAGUACGUACAGCGUACAAUCUUUCUUCAACGGCCACUAUUCCUGGCCUGGCCAUCUUUUUCUAUCACUCGUCUUCUUCUCUUUCUCUGCGCUCGUUAUUCUCGUUCAUACUGGAGACAGUCGCUCGCAGAAGUUUGCGCCAGCCAGUCCCGUAAUCUUACAGUACAGCUUGUAAUGUAACAUGGCCAGUCAGAGGUGCAUUCUCUCGCAUCGCAAACGACUCAAUUCGACAGCACAGGUGAGUGAUGUCGCGCCAGGACUGAUCGCACCGAAUCCCUCUGGAACAAGCCGAGAAAGAUACGGGCGACCACGGCCUUUGACGAACCCCGGGUCUGCACAGAAUGGCGCCCGAAGACAAGGCUCAGGAAUGACCAGGCGACCAUGGCCCAGUCCUUUUACGGGGUGAAGAUCGGGGGAACGUGCAGACAAUGUGAUGGCGCAGGUGCACUACCCGAUAUAUCCCCUAAGAAGCUGGCUGUGUGAGGAGGGACGAACCAAAUUAUGCGUUCCCCCGCCGUCCCGCCCCUCCUCCCCGUACAUUACGGCCCCUCGUUACGGGUAAAGAGAACAGUCUGAAGAGAUGCAGUGCCCUCGACGUUGCAUACAAGAGCUAUCUACACCGUACAUUUCAUGUUGAUUUGAGGAUCCGGAGUGCUCGAACUGUACAGCUUGCGCCCCGCAUGGGUUGACAAAUCCCAUUCUAUUGACUUUGGCUUCGGCUGUGUUCUUCUGCCCGUGUAUAAUACGAGCAUGACCCCCGGAACCAUUUGAAUGCCGCCUCUACGAUUUAUUGCCUUGUCUAUUUGCCGUCCCCAGAUCGAUCAUCCCCGCUUUUCGCCAUUUUGCUGUGAUCGCGCGGCUGACAGGCUAACAUAAAAGUACCUGCGGAAUUACUCGUAUACCUAUUGUGUAGAUAUACUGCUUAGAGGAAAGGAAUUGGCAUUCAUCACCACCUCAGCCAGACGACAGACACAAUCCUCAAGAUUCUAGCUCAGGCUCAGUCCUCGAAAGAACGACGAGCUUCCCCCCUCUCCAACACACAACCAUGGCUUCCAACGGUAAUGGCGUCAAUGGAAAUUCCCCUUCAGUCUUCGACUCUUCCUCCACGAUACCUCUGUGGCUCGACGGCAAAGAAGUGAGCCUCUCGUCAACCUUUGACGUGAUCUCCCCGCUGGACCAAAAGACGUUGUACAAAGCCUCUGCGGCGAACGAACAAGAUGCGCUCAAGGCCAUCGCCUCGGCGGAAAAGGCGUUCAAGUCAUGGUCCAAGACGAAACCGUCGUUUCGACGGGACAUCUUCAUCCGCGCAGCCGAGGGCUUCAAAAAGAGACGGGACGAACAGAAACAUUACUCAUACACCGAGACCGGGGCCGCCGAGUCCAUGUUCGCAUUCGAACACAACCUCGCGUACGAAGCGUGCCUGAGCGUCGCGGGACUCAUUCAGACCGCGAGCAUAUCGACCAUGCCCGUCGCCGGCGAAGAAGGCUUCAACGCCAUGGUGCUCAAAGAACCAUACGGUGUGGUCCUGGGUAUCGCACCGUGGAACGCCCCCAACGUAUUGGGUCUACGGGCCUUUUUGCAACCUCUCGCCAUGUACGUCUAGACACCAUGUCGCUCCUCCUUGUUAUCUUUUCCUACCUCCAGUUGGUUUUUUUUAAUCUUUGCGUUUGUGGAAUUUGGGCUCGCUCUGACGGAGAACCAAAAAUUGUAAAAAAUAAACAGGGGCAACACCGUCAUCCUCAAAGGUCCCGAGUCGGCGCCUGCGACGUACUGGGCACUGUCGUCCAUCCUCCACGAGGCAGGUCUCCCCGCGGGAUGUCUCAACACGCUGUACCACCGACCGGCCGACGCUGCCGGCGUGACCUCGACGCUCAUCUCGCACCCAUCCGUGAGGAAGAUCAACUUCACCGGGUCGACGGCGGUGGGGUCCAUCAUCGCCUCGCAGGCCGGCAGGUUUUUGAAGCCGUGCGUGAUGGAACUGGGCGGCAAGGCGCCCGCGAUCGUCUGCGAGGACGCCGACAUCCCCACGGCGGCCCUGCAGUGCGCGCUGGGCGCCUUCCUGCACGCGGGCCAGAUCUGCAUGGCCACCGAGCGCAUCCUGGUGAACGCCAAGGUCGCCGACGCGUUCCGCUCCGCGCUGCGCCAGACCCUGGACCAGGUGUUUGGUCCCGAGGCGCAGGGCGGGAUGGGGGUGCCCCAGCUCGUGACCCAACUCCCCGUGGCGAAGAACAAGGCCCUGUUGGCCGACGCCGUCGCCAAGGGGGCGACGGCGUUGUACGGCGACCCGAACCACGACGAGGCCAGCCCGACCCGCAUGAGGCCCGUGGUCGUCGAGAACGUCAAGCCCGGGAUGGACAUUUACCACACCGAGUCCUUUGGCCCGACGGUCUCGCUGUACGUGGUCCAGUCGGACGACGAGGCCGUCGCCAUGGCCAACGACACCGACUACGGCCUGUCGAGCUCCGUCUACACCGAGGACCUCCGCCGGGGCCUGCGCGUCGCCCGCCAGAUCGAGUCCGGGGCCGUCCACAUCAACACCAUGACCGUCCACGACGAGGCCGCCCUGCCCCACGGCGGCGUCAAGAAGUCCGGCUUCGGCCGGUUCAACGGCGUCCCCGGACUCGAGGAGUGGGUGAGGACAAAGGUCAUCACCUGGAAGGAUUGAUCUUGAUGUACCCGUCGUGACCGAAAAGAAAAAACCAACCAUUGUCAAAAGGGAAGGAAAAGCGCGGGGGUCAAGUGUGAUCACAACGUCACUCAAACUCCCUCACAGAGUACACCAACCAACAGGAUCGAGGUCUUUGAUCUUAUAAAAGAUCAAGUACAAGAUCAAUCGCAAGCAGCGAAACAGCGGCCCCUUUUUUCUAACGAAAGGGAAAAAUAGCUUCAAAAAAAGGGAAAAAUGAUACGCUUCAUUACGUCUACUCGGUCGUGUUGGGUAAACAUCGCUUUCCUAAUAAUGUGUAAUUAUAAUACGAGUACAAGAGUCCUCCAUACGUAACCUUGUUACCUAGUACUAACUUGGGCAAACCAUUCUUGGGCCCAUUCAACCUCGGGUCCUUUCGAGUCGCCAACCUGUCAAGUUUACACAUUUUUUGACCAUCCCCAAAGUCAUCGAUGCAGUUGAUGUAGAUCAAUAUCAUCAAUGACUUCCAGGUCGUUUAAAGGGGUGAGCCUCGGUAUUCAAAACAUAGUCAUCCAAACUGACCAAUUCCGGC
Messenger RNA from Exophiala oligosperma, 4264 nucleotides. RefSeq lists its product as uncharacterized. The record is from RefSeq and is a predicted model, not a curated record. The coding region runs from base 2307 to 3731 and encodes 474 amino acids. Lineage: Eukaryota; Fungi; Ascomycota; Eurotiomycetes; Chaetothyriales; Herpotrichiellaceae. The transcript is spliced from 2 exons.